AUGCCGCCUCCCUCACACAUAACCGACCCGCUCCCUCCUCCACAACUCACCCAAGUCGCGGCGCAGGGCUUCGCCUCGGGGGCGCUACGAUUCGGCACCAUCAGCUUCGCGUCGCACUUCCUCCUGAACCGCUACACGCCGCUGUACCGCGGGCUGACGGUGCAGUACAAGGUGUUUCUGCAGAUCAGCGCGAUGAUGCUGGGCGGGUGCAUCUUCGCGGAGAAGCGCGUGGGCGAGUUCAACGAGGGGGUAAGGCGGCGGCGCAGGGCGCUGGACCGCAGUCGUCGCGCGUGGGAGGAGGAGAUGGAGAUCAGGGAGAUGGUGGAGCGGCGGAUCGCGGCCGAGGAACGGAGUCAGAAGGGCGCGGGUCAGCAGAAGGACGACAGCGUGGGCGGGAAGUAG
Molecule: messenger RNA, 402 nt
Organism: Cladophialophora psammophila CBS 110553
Lineage: Eukaryota; Fungi; Ascomycota; Eurotiomycetes; Chaetothyriales; Herpotrichiellaceae
Exons: 1
Coding region: 1-402 (133 amino acids)
Source: RefSeq, a predicted model, not a curated record